Messenger RNA from Ramularia collo-cygni, 873 nucleotides. RefSeq lists its product as uncharacterized. The record is from RefSeq and is a predicted model, not a curated record. The transcript is spliced from 2 exons. Bases 1 to 873 code for a protein of 290 amino acids. Lineage: Eukaryota; Fungi; Ascomycota; Dothideomycetes; Mycosphaerellales; Mycosphaerellaceae.
AUGUCGGCAGGACCAUCAAUCGAUUCACCGCCGGGUGCCAUAGACCAGGAAGGCGACGAUCAGGCGAACCUCAGGGSUUUAGUAGUGACCCUACAGGAGACCAUGCAAGGCUUCACCGAGCUACUUUCCCGCAACUUCCGGGGAGUCGACGACACAAUGUCUCGCGACAUCGUGUCUGCACUUGGCCAGGCUUUCCUUGCUAUCGGUGCGCAAGCCGGCGAAACCCAAAGCAACGCCACGGAAGAGAUGCUGUCGAUAAAGCGCGACCUCCAAAUCAUGCGUGCAGAGCUCCGAGCGAUGAGGGAUAUCAAGGCUGCGAUGGGGGAUUUGGUGGUCUCCACGCAUGCAUUGUGGUCGAAGGACGCGGUGGUCAUUGGAAAUGUGCCAAAAUUGCCUCAACCAUUAUCAGCAYCGACUCAUACAGAUCGCACUACGAGCUGUGAAGAUGGAACAUCAAUCCCAAGUUUCUCGCCGUCAACAGCCCAUAUGGAUGGUGCUGCCGCAAUACGUACCCCAUACCAGGCUGACAUCGUUACUGUUCAGCAGGAGAAUAUUUCUCCCAGCCAGCAGUCCACUGCGUCUCCCCCCUCCUCGUCACCGCCGCACCUGUCAUUGCCAUUUACCCCGAACACCAUCAUCACCACUCCGGCUCAGUGGCAUGACAUUACGCUCGGACAGCAACCCACCGUAUUUGCGCGGCAAGACGAUAUCCCGGCCGGACAGCCGUCAAAUGCAUCUCCCUCUUCAUACUCCCAGCCAACCAUGACAUCUUCGACCGCUGCUACCACGGGCGAGCGUGUUAGUAUUCCCACCACAGGAUAUCAAUCCCUCGCGUCUCUGAGCGGCGUCAUGCCAGCUGCCAUCAUCGUCUGA